Messenger RNA from Priapulus caudatus, 5189 nucleotides. Its product is annotated as sodium- and chloride-dependent glycine transporter 1-like. The transcript has 14 exons. Gene Ontology annotation, cellular component: membrane. The record is from RefSeq and is a predicted model, not a curated record. The coding region runs from base 176 to 2116 and encodes 646 amino acids. Gene Ontology annotation, biological process: sodium ion transmembrane transport. Lineage: Eukaryota; Metazoa; Priapulida; Priapulimorpha; Priapulimorphida; Priapulidae.
GGCUGCUGCUGCUGCCCACUCUCAGUUGGGGUGCAGCUAUGGUAGCGAAGACAUCAGUGUGCAAUAACUUGGAUGAAGAAAACGUGCUGUGAUUGAAUGAGAUGUAGUAUUGUGUGGCAAACCGCCAGCCAGCUAUCACAUGAGAGUCAACGUAGUUAACCACACGACUUGAGCAAUGUCUAAGGCGAGCAGCAGUUUGAAAAAUGGGCUUGCUCCGAAAUACGCAGAAAAUGAGGAAGAAGAGGAGCGCGCGUGGGGAGUGGACGACACGGAUGAGAACAAGGAGAGAGGAAACUGGUCGGGAAAACUUGACUUCUUCCUUUCGUGCGUAGGCUAUGCUGUCGGAAUCGGGAACGUUUGGAGGUUUCCUUACCUGUGCUUUCGCAAUGGAGGAGGAGCAUUUCUGAUUCCGUACCUGCUGGCAUUGGUCAUAUGUGGCAUACCCCUCUUCUUCAUGGAAACAGCAAUGGGACAGUUUGCUAGCGCUGGUGCCAUUCAGAUCUGGAAAAUAGCGCCGAUUUUCACAGGCGUCGGCUACGGCACGGUAGCCGUAACAAGCAUCCUGUGCAUCUACUAUAACGUGAUCAUAGCGUGGACGCUUUACUACCUGGCGUCGUCCUUCGCGACCGAGGUGCCGUGGAAAGGCUGCCUCAACCCGUGGAACACAGCAGCGUGCGGCAAGCGCUCGCAGCUCGUCAACUCUACGCUCGACACACUACAGAACUACACGACGAACAUUACUCUGGUUAAAGCGAAAACCUCGACCGAAGAGUUCUGGGAGCGGAGAGUACUGGAGCUUUCCGACGGCAUAACGGAGCCGAAUGGAAUGCGCUGGCAGCUAGUCAUAGCGCUCAUCGUUGCAUGGCUUCUUGUUUUUGCCUGCGUCUGCAAGGGUGUCAAGUCCUCCGGCAAGGUCGUCUACUUCACUGCAACGUUUCCCUACGUGAUUCUCUUCGUGCUGCUAGUAAGAGGAGCGACAUUACCCGGUGCGAAACUAGGCAUCUAUUUUUACCUGAAGCCUGAUUGGAACCAACUAAAGACAUUUAAGGUGUGGGGAGAAGCAUGCAUUCAGAUCUUCUACUCAUUAGGACCGGGAUGGGGUGGUCUCAUAACGAUGGCUUCCUACAAUCGAUUUCGCAACAACUGCUUAAGGGAUGCGUUACUUGUACCGAUCAUCAACAGUGGAACGAGCAUAUUCGCUGGAUUUGCUGUUUUCUCGGUUAUCGGUUUCAUGGCUACCGAGGCCGGUGUCCCCGUCAAGGAUGUUGUCACGUCAGGUCCAGGUCUGGCGUUUGUAGUUUACCCUGAAGCCAUAUCGCAGAUGCCGGUUUCGCCCCUUUGGGCCAUCCUCUUCUUUUUCAUGCUGCUUACACUGGGAAUGGAUAGUCAGUUCGUGAUGUUGGAGACGGUGGUAACGGCUAUCUGGGAUGAACUUUCACACGUUACGAGGAAGUAUAAAAACUCGAAGCUCUACAUCACUGCCGCCUGCUCUAUCGUUAUGUUCAUCCUUGGGCUGCCAAUGAUGACCAGGGGAGGUGCCUAUGUGUUUAUAUUGCUGGACUGGUAUGCAGCUGGCUACUCCGUGAUGGUGAUCUCACUAUGUGAAGUGAUCGUCAUUGGAUGGAUAUUUGGACCAUUCAGGUUACUAAAAGACAUAAAAAUGAUGCUGAACUUUGAGGUUCCAUGCAAGUGGCUUUGGUGGGUUCUAUGGGCUGUGUUUGUUCCAGCAAUUUUAGUGUUCAUACUCAUCAUAACUGGCUUGUACCAGACGAACGUAGAGUACGCUGGUUACAAAUACCCGCGAUGGUCUAUCAUCGUUGGCUGGAUGGUGGGAAUGCUAUCCAUCAUUCCUAUACCCCUGUACGCCGUCUACUAUCUGCUCUCACGACCUGGAACGUUCUUCCAGCGGUUGUUACGGGGAGUGCGGCCGACUGAGUGGAUGCCAGCCGUGGAACCAUUCCGUACGGAGUACCAGAUCAUGCACGAAACGACGCAGAACGGUCACCUCGUGGGUGGCGUUGUCACGAGCGGCGUGAAACAGCAGAGCAUGUACGACAACCCCGUAGCGAACUACACGGCAACGUCGCUGCCGCCGAUGUACGAGACCAACAUGUGAAGCACAAGUUGCGUACCUGCAAGCGAUCGCAUCACAGUUUCAGCAAUUUGCGUGCGGCAGCGAGGAAUACGGUUUGCAAUAGUCUAGGAUCAACGAGUGUCCACAAUGCGGUGCCAUAACAUCAGGUGUGAAUACUAGAGAUAUCUCUAUUAUUCACUCCUGAUAACAUGCAUGGCAUCAUGAGCAUAUAGUAAUCUCACCCUUUUUCCUAGGAUGGUAUUGGAUCCAGUUUUAUAGGAACUGUACACAAGUUCUCUCUAAUAGUGUGAUGAUGAGUACCGGUAUUGUGUUUAAGUACGAGCUAAUGAUCAUUGUAGAGAUGAUUGUUAAUUCACCUCGUCGUGUCUAUUAUUCGAAUCUCAUUAGAACGUUUUCAGGGCUGUUCACGGUAGCUGUGUUUGGGGGUUAUCAUGGUUGUCUCCCAAGUUCUAGGUAGUACGGUUGUCAGCAUGGAGAUAGGUCAGGUCCUGUUCAUAUGGGGAUUAACGAUUCUGUAUAGCUACCUCAAAAUUCAGUUUUUGUUAUAUUUUUUUCUGUUUUUAAUUAUGUACCUUCUUCCGGUGGAGUUGACGUGCUGUAUCAAAUUUAUAUAUUAGUUGUGCUGGAAUAAAAGACAUGAGAUUUUACAUUGUGGUCGUGCCAAGAAUAGUAGACACACUACAGUAAACCCUCUCCAACUCGAGCAUGAAUUUCCAGUAUCAUCAGUUUGCUAUUUGUGUAAAGAUUCACUAACUUCGGAUAAUCCAACAUCGGCACAUUCUAGGAAUGCAACCCUUGCAGUUGGAGAGGAAUUACUGUACAGUAGGAGGAAUAUAUCAAGUACGUAAUAUUAGAUAUAUAUUCUUACUCGGAUAUUACCAGGGGGAAAUGAGCCAUCGAUGACUCUGUUUAUGCUACAACCUUUUGAAAAAUAUGGCUCGGAUAUAUGGAUUAUGGUAUUUUGUAUAUUAAAUAUAUUUAUGGCACUUGUAAGAUAGAGAUAACUAAUCCCGAAAAUCAGAAGCAAUAUCUCAAUGUGAUGAGAUACACACUGUGGUUAGAUUGUAUGUGGUAGAUGAAACGGGCCAUGGGACCAAAUGUAGAUGCAAUGCAAGGGCGCAGAUCACGUACAGUGUAGCCUCGUUAUAACGCGAUAUAAAUUAAAUGACAAGAAUCUCAAUGAUUGUUGGCAAACAUCAACUCGGAAUAUAUGAUAGCUAAGUGUGACAAACUACACGGUAAAAUUCUUACUGGGUGUAUUCACACCUCCAACUACUGCUUGAAUACUCAUACGUUGCAAUUAACCUCUAAUAUAUUGAAAUAACAUAUUCAUAUCAGGUUAUUGUGGUUUUGCUGCAGUGGAAGAUAGCGGUUACAUGGUACCAUAUAUAUAUAUCACUACUAGUUGCUCAAUUUAUCACUCCUGGGUGUUCAUAGCUAUUAAAAAUAAUGUUAGCUCUAGUAAGUUUAGCAUUCAUUGCGCUAAACGCAAAGAGACCUAUAGCAACUAGAGAUGGUAUAGAUAACUUUUACGUAGUAUGUACAUAGUAGUACGCUACUAUGUAGUAUAUUUCCAGCUAGUACGUGAUAUACUCAUCCAAUAUGUGGUACAUAUUUAACUAUGUAUGCGAUGUUAUGAACUAAUGUGUAUUUAAUCUUCUAUAUACAUACAUUCUAGGUCCAUACGUUUACAUGGCUGGAACCUGAUGGCUGUCCAACGUUACGUUAUACAUUACGCCAGUUACGUAUAUUACAUGCGUAUAGCUAGUAGGUGCUAUACUAAGCUAGUCUAUGGUGACGUUAUAACACAGCUGUGCAACUGCACAAUAAUUAAAAUCUAUUGGUUAUUAACUAUUUUUUAAUCAAAAUGCAAGCAGCAUAUGCUGUACGUUGAAAGUCGUACAGUGUGUGCUAUUACAGUAAAUAUGUAUCCUGAUCAGAAAACGCAAUGUUGUGCAAACAAUAUAGCGUGUAUUUAACUAUUCACAUUAAAAUUGUAACAAAGUAUUGCCACAGGUCAUGUCAGCUAUUUAUCUAGUUAUAGAUAGUGGAUACUCUUGUAACCUUACGCACAACAGUUAGGCUUGCUGUACUUGUAGGUACACAAAAGCGUAGAAAUUAAUCUAUUGAAAGGUGUACAGUUGAUAUGGUAGUUACAGGAGUAGAGGAAUAGAGAUAUUUAUAAAGGUCUCUAUUCAUUUUGUAGGUUGGUAACGGUAAAAUACUGGCUAUCCAGUGCUAUUAUGGUUGUAUACAAUUACGGUGUAUGGUGUUAGUUAAUAUAGUUGUUAAUAUAUUAGUUAAUAUGAGUUUGUGGUAAAUAUGUGGAAAUGUUUUUUUUAUAUACAUCACGUAAUAAUAUAUUAGUUUCAUCACUUCGUCAGUUUUGCCUGUGUAGGUUGUGUUUGUGUGUGUGCAUGCUAUGUUAUAGUGCUUAUUUGCACCAUGAUUACAAAGUACAUUUGUUCUACAUGUUACAAAGUAGAUUCAUUCACCCAGGUAUUCUAACUAUUUUGCUUCUAAAGGUUGUCAACAUCUUCGUUUAUAGUCUGUCAGUCGAACAGUGGCUGCCACAAGGUAUAGUGAGCUAGCUAGGCGUAUGGCCGAAUUUCGGGUCAAACCCAAAACGCAUCUUGGGUGUUAAAACAUAUGUCACACCACUGUCAUGAGCUAUCUGCUAUAGUUAUCAGUACCAAUUACUGGUAGGUGGCAUUAAAAAUCACUAUAUAGAAUUGUUAAUAGCCUAUCUUGAUGGUCGCUGACGUUACAUAUCAAUCGUUGUUAAGGAAUAAUAUCUUCGUGCAUGGAAAUUAUGAUGAAUUUAUAAUAAUAAUUGUCUAAAAAUCAAAAAAAGGAAAUCCUGGAUAUUGGGCGCUCGAACUGUCGAGUUUCAUGAUGUAAAAUCUAUUGUCCUGUGUUUAUGUAUGGAUUGAAAAAUUGUGGUGUUGAAUUAGGUGUCAAUGUCAAUGAAUGCAUCAUGAUUAUUGUUAUUAGUUACUGUUUUGCAACUAACUUAACCAAUGCGAAGGCUGUAUUCGCUCUCCCACUCAUUAAUGAUUAAAUGGUUGGCAUUUCCAACAUGAGAUUUUCAAAA